Messenger RNA from Sycon ciliatum, 6584 nucleotides. RefSeq lists its product as uncharacterized. Gene Ontology annotation, molecular function: G protein-coupled receptor activity; protein binding. NCBI's taxonomy places the organism in Eukaryota, Metazoa, Porifera, Calcarea, Leucosolenida, Sycettidae. The coding region runs from base 344 to 5923 and encodes 1859 amino acids. Gene Ontology annotation, cellular component: membrane. The transcript has 33 exons. Gene Ontology annotation, biological process: G protein-coupled receptor signaling pathway; cell surface receptor signaling pathway. The record is from RefSeq and is a predicted model, not a curated record.
UGCGUUCGAAAACGCGCCGCUCGAGUUGCAUUUGUUCCACAAGGUCAUUUGGGCAUGGUCAAAUUCUUGAACGCCUACACCGAUAGAUUCACUCACUGGAUGUUGCUCCAACACAAACGUUUGUCGCUUCUCAAAUAAGAGUAGGACAAAGUCUGUACUCUGUAGCCGCUGCUUGCCAGCUGACGUACUUCAAUAACUCCACUUUCUUAGUGGCGAACCGAGUAGCUAUUCGCUGCACUAAAGAGAGUUGACGCGGAAUUCUUGGCACGUCGAGUGGACGCCACCAUUCUUUCGCUGUGAAGGUCUGGGCCAGCGACAAGGCAUUCCAAUAUUGGACGUGCCCAUGUCCAUCAUGGAUAAUCCUCUCAAGGCGUCCGCACGUCUUAUCACAUGCAGGACUAUAGUUCUCAUGCUUGUCAUGUCAGUGUGCACCAGGGCACAACAAUGCCCGUCACCAUGCACCUGUCCAGCUCCUGAUACGGUGCACUGCCAUGAUCGCAGUCUAACGUCACCACCGACUGGCUAUGGGCUGAACAUAAUAAACUUGAACUUGGACAAUAAUCAAAUCAGCUCCUUGCAAGGCAAUGCGUUCGAUGGUUUGAGAAGUCUACAUUUCUUAGAUAUUUCAGGUAACCAAAUUUCCAGCCUUCCUGCAGGCAUCUUCAAAGACCUAGUAAAUCUUAACACUCUGUUUUUGUACGGGAAUCGAAUCAGCUCCUUGAAAGGCAAUAUCUUCGAUGGUUUGAGAAGUUUAAAAAUCUUAUAUCUUCAUAAUAACCAAUUGUCCUGCCUACCUGUAGGCAUCUUCAGCAACCAAGCAAAUCUAACACGUCUGACACUUCGACAUAAUCCGUUCACACUUUCAGAGGAGUUGUGUAGCUUUGUCUUUGUGCUACCACUUACUGCUAAUGAUGUGGAUGGUCACACUGCAGUUGACCAGAAUGUUCUUAACUACGUCACCAAUAAUCUAAUCCAAGUUAGUAUCUCCAUUUCGCAUAUAACCAGAACCAGAGUCAGAGCUAAUGUCUCAUUGAGCGACAUCAGCAGCAUAAGCAAAUGGUGUGUAAACUACUCCCGCACUCACCUAGCAGGUGUUUCGUCACUCGGAGUAACAAAGACAAUCUGCACGAACAACAUCACUGGCACUCUGGAUAUCACAUCCAUCGAUACAAAUGCUACCUACUCCCUAUUUGCUUAUGGCUUGAGUCCUGGUGACAGCAUCAAACAUUGCAAGUCACCAUCCACAACAAUUCUUGGUACAACUUGCCCGACACCAACCGUUCUCAAUGGCAUUCUCGUACCGUCGCCAUUUCCCAACAUGAUCGGUAGUAACUACACUGUGACGUGUAACACAAGAUAUGUCAUGCUUGGACAGUCAUUUAUCACAUGCAAUGACAGCCAGCAAUGGUCUCCCGCAGUCCCAACGUGUCAUUUAGAGAAGCCUGACCCUCCAGCUCAGCUUAAACUUCUUGAUAACGUACCUGAUUUCAUUGAGGUUGAAUGGGUUGAACCCACCACCAACAAUGCUCCUAUCACGGUCUACGGCAUAGAGUUUUCUUAUACUGACUGUUUGAGUCAGACCAUUACUAACCUAACCCAAGUUCAUCCCUCUUUACGGAAGGUAACAAUUGGAGUAGAGCCAAGCCAGAACUAUACUGUUCGCAUUCGUGCUACUAACAGUAUCGGAACUGGAGACUACAGUACCCAGCUUUCUGUGAUCACUAAGGAACAAAACCCAGCUGCUCCACCGCAAAAUGUGUCAGUUCAGAUACUCGCCCCUGACAGUGCGGUCAUUUCCUGGUUACCAAUUCCAUGCAAAGAACAGAAUGGCAAAAUCAUUGCAUACGAAAUCGAAUACAACCUCACAAUGGUUCGUCAAACCGAUCACCGCCUGCAGAAUGCAUAUGGCACUGUGAAUGUCGCGCUUGUCGAGUCUGGAAUGACUUCUGUAUAUACUACUAUCUCUAGAUUGGAAGCCUACACUACGUACAAGUUCCGUGUGAGAGGUUCAACAGUGCGUGGGUUUGGCCCCUACAGUGAUUUCGUCCAUAUGCCGCCUUGCACACCUCCUCUAGUACCAAAUGGAAAUCUAUCGCAGAACAUAUUCCAUGUGUACAGCAACGUUACAGUAACAUGCCACAAGGGAUAUAUCAUGUCUGGCAGUGCAACAAUCACAUGCAACGGAAGUCAGCACUGGUCACCUGAUUUCCCGACUUGUCAAAUUCCAUCAGAGCCUCCCAAUAUCGUAAAUCCACCUGCACAGCUACGUGUAAACCAGUAUUCUUCAGCAACAUUCACAUGCGAUGCGAGUGGUGCACCAGCUCCAACCCUGACAUGGUUGUACAAUGGAGCCAUUUUCUUUACAUCAGCAGCAGUGACCAUCACCGAAGAAGCCUUCACCAACGACAAUAUCACUCAGCGAGGAAGUCAAGGAAAAAGAUCUGUUCUAUUUCUCCACAAUGUCACUUACUCGACCAACCUAGGACGCUACACAUGCUUUGCAGCGAAUUUAAGAGCUCCGGAUGCAACAUCCUCUGCGGACCUCAUUAUUUUCGUUCCACCAAAGGUGCUUAAGCCAACGUUGGAUCAGGCAGUAUUGGCAGGACAGACGGUUGAAUUCACGUGCAAUGUGUAUGGUAUACCUAAACCAAGAGUAACCUGGUUUGCUAAUGGGCUGAUUCUACAGAAGGAUGACCUUGUUGGACGCGUCUCUUUCCACAAAGGCGAUCACAUCUUGACAAUCUACACAACAAAAGUUACAGACCCUGACACUUAUCAGUGUGAAGCCAGUAACAAAGAUCAGUAUGCUGGUGGAGUGGUCACAUCCAAUCAAGUGAAGUUGAAUGUCAAAAUCGCACCUGUUAUCAACCCUCCCAUACCCAAGACCGUGUUGUCAUUCGAAGGUUCAUCCGUAAUAGUACCAUGUACAUACACUGGUCAUCCGAAACCAACGCCAAGCUGGUGUAGGUUGGAUAACAAUGGCGACUGCGUUAAGUCUGCGCCGAGCAGUAACUGUCCGGAUUUCACGCCAAUGGAUGAAGGCCAGUUCAUAUAUAUCCUGGUCAUAUCAAAUCUUCAAAGCUGUCACAUUGGUGGCUACCAAUGUUCUGUGAACAAUACAGUAGAUAAGGCCACAGGGCAGUUUCAACUGACCGUGCAAGGUGUGGCCCGUAUUGGCUUGCAGGGCAUUUUCACUUUGCCAAGUGGAUAUCUGGGUGGAACUGAGGACGAAAUCAAGGGUCUUUUCAAACCACAGAUUGUCGACUAUAUAAUUCCGGGAAGACUCGUUAAAAUAGUUCAUUCCUCAUAUCAGGCUGUUGGACAGAGCUCUACUGAAAUCACUGUACAGUGUGAUAUGGACGCUUCAGCUGGUUACAUUGCAGAGAUAUCGGGCAACAGCAGUGAAGAAAACCUUAGAGCCAACUUUACAUCCGCCCUGCAAAACUCAGCAUCAACUUUACGCCUAGCGAAAGCAUCUAAUCUGAGUGUGUUUUCCUAUGAUGUUUGCAGUCCAGAAGUAACUGAUGGAGCAAGACGUGGAAUGUUUUACUGGACUGAGACUUUUGCGAAUGAACUAGAAACACAUCUGUGUCCCGUGGAACUGUCUGAUGGUAUCAUCCGCUAUGCAACCCGUCGGUGUAUACCUACGUCACGCCCUCACAACGUAUCCUUGGUGAUGUCAACAUGGCAAAAACCAGAUAUCACAGACUGUCCAACUCCAGGCACAGCAAAGCUACAGAAACUUGCAAAGGUUGAUUUCAACACCAGCGAACCGCAAUCGGUUCUGAGCAGCUCACUGUCUGUCGCUAACUUAACUAACAACAGUACUGAGCUGACAAGCGAUGACAUCGAUUUUGCCUCGACAGCUAUCUUCAAUCUGGUCACGGCUGUCAGUAAGGAUGAGGUGUUCAACCAAUCCAUAGGGCAGAAGGUUGCUGUGUCAACCUUGGACACUGUCGACAACAUUCUGCAAGUGAAUACGAAUGAAACUGUGGUAGCAGCAUCACCAGCAAAAAGGAUUGCAAAGGCAAUGGAGCGACUUGUGACGUCACUGGUUGUAGAGACUGAUCAGCCUUUCCAGGAGCAAAAGGAGAAUAUUGGAUUUGCAAUCAGCUGCCCAAAGGAGGAUGUAACAGACCAAGCAUUCCGUUCAGCGGGACAAACCAAAGAUGGAAGUUUCUAUGUUGGAGACGUAGACAUACCCGCUUCUGCCAGCACUACCGGUGUCGCAUUUGACAUAACUGGAAGCACUAUAGCUGCCGCAACAGAGUUACUAUCUCUGGGAAAUGACUCACUUUGCAAUGUGGCACCAACACGCUACAUUUUGUACAAAACUCAGACACUGUUCCGAGAUUCCAAUCUGAGUGCAAACACAUCUGUUCAAUCAGAGAUUAUCAGCGCCCAAGUUGGAGAGGAACGUCUGGAGAAUCUUCAGCAGCCGGCAAUAAUGUCGUUUGAUUUAUUGGGUGUAACACCUGCUGAGUCCGCUGGUGAAGCCAAAUGCGUUUUCUGGGACUUCGACAAAGAUGAUGGCAAUGGAGGAUGGAGUGACUGGAACUGCACUACUUUCCGUGAUGGGACAACGGGGAACAGAACAGUUUGCCAGUGCGGUCACCUCACCAACUUUGCCGUCCUAUUUACUCGUCACAUUUCAGCAAAGGACUCCACCGGCGAGAAAGCACUGAAAUAUAUAUCCAUCGUAGGCUGUGCAAUAUCUAUGCUGGGACUUCUCGCAACCCUGAUGCUGAUUCUGGCUAUACCGAAACUUCGUGACAGUGUCCAUCAUAGGAUGAUAUUUGGACUUUGUUCAACUCUUCUACUAUUCCUGGCCAUAUUCACCGUCGUUCUAUACUAUGAACAUUUAGCCAAGAGUACUGCUGUAUGCCAGGGCCUGGCAAUGGCCAUGCACUAUCUUCUUCUGUGCGCGUUCAUGUGGAUGUCUGUGGAUGCCACGAUGCUCUACAAGAGUGUAGUGAUAGUGUUUGACCAGCCCGGCCGUUUGCAGCAAAGACUUCUAUGCAUAUCUGUAUUUGUGAUUCCGAUGGUUAUCGUUGGAGUUGCAGGCGGUGUUACCAAACUGGAUAUGUAUGGAAGUGACAACUUAUGCUGGAUCAAGGCGGAUGCUGCUUUCUUUGGAAGUUUAGUUGCACCUAUGGCCGUCUCCCUUCUCUACAACGCUGGUGUUUUCAUUGCUGUCGUCCAUUCACUUCGCCCUCGAAACAAAAAGAUUGGAGCGGUGAAGGCAGCAAAGUCAAAGGAUGUGUCUGUGCUCAGAAUUAUCGUGUCAUUGUCCGUUCUUCUCGGACUCACCUGGUUCUUUGGUUUUUUGGUUCUUUUUCGUGAUCAGAUCGUCUUUCAGUAUAUCUUCACGGCUCUAAAUUCUCUGCAAGGCUUUGCUAUUUUCCUCCACACAAUCAGAGGACAGGAAGCCAACAAGCAUAUUUCAGAAAUGUUUUCUUCGACGAAGCGCGCCACAGACACCCAAAGCGGAAAGCCAGCAUCCCGACUUAAGCACGUGGCCUCCAAAAACUUCGAAAAGUUGGAAAACGUGUCAGGGAGCCACGGUACGAUGCUUUCAACACUCGACCGAACUACAGACGAGGUGAGUACAAUGGUCACCCAGGAUCAAGGGACGCGUAGUGGAACUCUUCUUUCAGAUGUGUGCAGCAUGGCAGCUGAGAACCGCAUUUACCCACCGUCCCCUACAAGCGAGCCCAGAUGCCUUUUAUCACUCGACGCUCACUCGCCUGCGUCUGAGAGCAUCCCAAUGAAAGAUUUGGGGCAAGACAACAAGCAGCCUCGCGCAAGUGACGGAAAGACUGUGAGCCUAGGGAUGCUGGGGAAACCCUUCAAAUUCGUGAAGUACCAAAGCCCAGAUGCUGGUCUGCCACAGGCUCAUGAGACCGUAUUUUCUCCACUAUAAGCCCAGCGCUUAUAUUUUUUCAACCAGUCCGGACCCCGAGCUUAUAUAGACUGGGCUUCUACAAGAGACUGGGCUUAUAAUUUUCCAGUAUCCCAAUGGAAGAUGAGUAGACUGCUCUGGAUGCCACACGCACCCGUCACAUGAAGGCAUGCCUUCUCUAAUUUUUUGUCAUUGCAUUAUUCAAAGACACCGUGUGUAUAGUCUCCAAUGAUGACGUAUGCAAAACUAUAAUUAUGAUUAUUAUCUAGUUGCCUGCUCUGCUAAACAUACGAUUAUAAUCAGUGCGUCUUAUUCACUAGGUACACUGCAUUCUUGCUUAUGUGGUUUGAAAGAAUUCAUGUAAAAGUGUAUGUUCAUUUUUCAUUUGCAAGUAUAUUGUUAGCACACGCAUUGGUUAUUGCUCCCGCUUUCAUUGCUAAAAUUCACACUGGUAAAUUUCACUGCUGUUGUUCUUAGUGUUAUUUCUCUAACUAAGAUUUUCUAUAAUAGUUCGAUUUUGUUUUCAUUGUCCUUUAGCACAACGACGAUUAUUGAUGAGUGUUAUACGAAAGCUUGUUUGAAUCCCUAUUUUCUCUACACUGUUUCUUCAUAUUUUUAUCGUUUCAUUGCACAUUGUCUCCACAGUUUCACAUUGCAUGAAUAAAGUGUACACAAAUGUCGA